AUGCAGGGAGGUGUGGGAAGGAAGAAGCUCGCGGAAUUCUAUGGAGAAUUCUUUGUGCCUAGCUUGGUAGAAGACUUUUCCAUACGGUUGGUCUCCAGGACCAUGGGUGUCAAUCGUAUAGUAGACGAGAUGGUUGUGUCGUUUACACAUUCGGACGAGAUUGACUGGGUAUUGCCAGGUGUACCACCAACGAACAAGCGAGUGGAAAUACCCAUGGUCAGUAUCGUGGCGGUAAGAGGAGACAAGUUGGUCUCGGAGCACAUGUACUGGGAUCAAGCUUCUGUUCUUGUACAGGUUGGCUUACUAGAUCCUAAGAUGGUACCGAGGAAGUUGAAAAACGACGGAUUGAAAGCGCUACCUGUUACAGGAGCAGAGGCAGCAAAGCAACUUGUUGAACCGCAGCAGAGUCGAUAUAACAAGCUGUUGCAGAUGCAUGGUCUGAUGGACGGGGUGAAUGGCAACUAG
This is a messenger RNA of Alternaria postmessia, 465 nucleotides long. RefSeq lists its product as uncharacterized. Lineage: Eukaryota; Fungi; Ascomycota; Dothideomycetes; Pleosporales; Pleosporaceae. The record is from RefSeq and is a predicted model, not a curated record. The coding region runs from base 1 to 465 and encodes 154 amino acids. Gene Ontology annotation, biological process: polyketide metabolic process. The transcript has a single exon.